This is a messenger RNA of Anoplopoma fimbria (sablefish), 999 nucleotides long. RefSeq lists its product as uncharacterized. The record is from RefSeq and is a predicted model, not a curated record. The coding region runs from base 1 to 999 and encodes 332 amino acids. The transcript has 4 exons. Lineage: Eukaryota; Metazoa; Chordata; Actinopteri; Perciformes; Anoplopomatidae.
AUGUCCAACGGCACCUCCUUCACUGCAACUCCUUUUAGUGUGGACGAACUGCCCUCCAGUCACUUUGAUCAAAGUAUGUUUGAGAACUCCACUGCCCAGCAGCAGAGUCCUCAGACCUCAAGGCCGGGCCAGCCCUCAACCCGACGCUCCGCAGCAUCAGCUAAUCAUAACCUGGGGUCCAGCUCUGUGGACUCUCCAUCAUCUGGUGGCCAACAGAGGCUUAAAAAUGCCAUUAAUCUGGGCAAGGCUGUCGGCGCAAAGGUCAAUGACUUGUUAAGAAGAAAGGAGCCCAGUCACCUCGGAGACAUCGGGGUCACUGAGGUCAACAAGAACGUUGAUUCUGUGUGGAGCUGUAUGGACCAACUCAAUCAGACCACUGCAAACAGUCACAUCUCCUCCUUUGACUCCUUCCCCCGGCUGGACCCACCACCCCCAUCGGGGAAGAAGCGCCUCCCGCGGGCCCUGAAGACCACACAGGACAUGAUGAUCUCCUCCGACCCCGUGGUCUCCUCUCCGGACCCUGCUGACUCUUCCUCCUUCCCCUCGUCUCCUGACAAGACGCCUCUCAUCGCCAAGGAGGAGCCGAGGAACAGCGAGGAGCAGCAGCAGGCCGUGAAGGAGGUCGAGGGAUCAGAAGAGCUCACAUUGCCUCCAGGCCCAGCAGAGAAGAAAUCUGCUGCUGAUUGUUGGGAGACGACAGGAAGCAACGGCAAAGUUGAUGAAGUGAUAGGUGAAGAAGAAGAUGUAGUGGAAAAUGGGAGCAAUGGAGGAGGUGAAGAGAAACAUCAGUCCCAGCUGCAGCUCUCUGUGCCAGACCUCAUCAACAAAGAUCCCCCCCUGGAGCCCAGAGUUAAGCCCUCCGACGUGUGGCAGAAGGCACCGGGGCCGGACUCACGGCUGGCCUCCACCCCCGCUCGGGGAAAACUUCCUGCCGCAUCAGCCUGGGCGAGGAUAUCCUGCUGGGUAACGGCGCCCCCUACAGUAAAGGCACCGGAGUGA